AUGGCUGAACAACAAUGGCAGGGCUCCCCGGCGCGCAAGUCAGGAGGCCCGCCGAGCUCCGGUCCCUCUUGCAUCCUUCCCUUCUUUAGCUACCCACCUUGUGCGCAACACAGCGGAACUGACGGAAUGCUUCGAAACUUAACAGCCCAGCGACACCCGAACUUGAAUCUCACGGCAGAGGAAAAACGCGUCUUUUACCACCUGUUCCAGGCUGCCGACACAACCAACCUGGGGGUCAUCACUGGCGAGAUCGCAGUGCCCUUCUUUGAGAAGACACACCUUCCUUCAGACAAAGAGAACAGGGGCUUACUGACUCCGGCGGGCUUUGGAAUCGUUCUCCGUCUAAUUGGACAUGCUCAAGCUGGUCGCGCACCAUCAGAUGAGCUGGCUCUACAGCCCGGUCCUCUUCCCCGAUUCGAGGGGAUCUCAAUUGAUCCCUCAGCUCCUGGGCCUGAGUCAGGGACAACAAGCCCUCCACCAGGUGCCAAUGCGCCUAUUCGAGUCCCACCACUGCAGCCCGAGGAUGCAAACAAAUUUCUCUCCCUCUUCGAGAAGUCUGAUGUCAACAAUGGAGUGAUGUCGGGUGACAUUGCCAAGCAGAUUUUCGAACGAGCUCGAUUACCCAAUGAGAUUCUUGGUCGCAUAUGGAAUCUUUCAGAUACAACACAGCGUGGUGCCCUUGAUGCUACUGAAUUCAUCAUAGCUAUGCAUCUUUUGACCUCAUAUAAAUCUGGUGCCUUACGGGGUAUUCCGCAGGCUCUGCCACCUGGUCUUUAUGAGGCUGCAUCUCGUCGAGGCGCUAGCCGUCCUUCCUUUGGUUCUCGCCCAGAGGUCCCUCCUGUUCCGGCUAUUCCUAAGCAAUUCACUGGACCCCAACGAACUGCCAGCCCUCUUAGUCCUCGACAAUUUAGCGGUCAAUUGGCUGCUCAGACGACAGGAGAUUGGCUUAUCACCCCUCAGGAAAAGGCUCACUUCGAUAGUAUCUUCGAUACCGUCGACACUGCCCGGGCCGGUAUCAUUUCGGGUGACCAGGCAGUCGCUUUUUUCAUGAAGGCGCAGCUACCAGAGGAGGUUCUAGCUCAGAUUUGGGACUUGGCUGAUAUCGAUGCUGAUGGCAAACUGACCCGAGACGAGUUUGCGGUGGCCAUGUACCUAGUCCGCUUGCAGCGCAGCGGAAAGGAGCCCAUUCCACAAGUCAUCCCUCCAGCUCUUAUUCCGCCCAGUAUGCGCCGCCAAGCUCCUGCGCCUGCAGCAGUCCCAGCGCCCACGCCCGCUCCUGCACCUGUACCCCGAUCCGCUGCGGAUGAUCUGUUUGGCCUUGACUCGCCCCCGGCUCCGCCCCAAAAGCAGUUGGCAAUGUCGACUGGGGGUUCGAACGCUGCGUUCCAGCCCCCCGAAGCAGUUUUCGAUGUCGACUGGUGGCUCGAACUCUGCAUUCCCGGCUCCUGCUUCACCGCCAAGAUCUUCGUCGAACACAUUCAAGCCACCUUGCAGCCCCAAGCUACUGGCGCGUCAGCUGGAACUCCUGUCCGCUCUCCCCCGCCUCCAUCCGACGAUCUUCUGGGAGAUAAUGAUCCCGAAGAAUCCAACAAGUUGACGCAAGAAACUACUGAACUUGCUAACUUGUCAAACCAGAUUGGCUCUCUGUCUAAGGAGAUGCACAACAUUCAAGGGAAGCGCACUACCGCGGAGCAGGGACUUGCGCAGAGCUCAGCACAGAAGCGUGAUUUUGAGGCUCGACUUGCGCAAGCACGCACCAUGUACGAGCAAGAAGUUGCCAACCUUAGGGCUCUUGAGGAACGACUCAAGACCUCUAAGACAGAGACCACCAAACUGCAAGCAGAGUAUGCCGCGAUUGAAAGUUCCCGACAGGAUCUGGCUACUCAAUACCAGCAGGUCUCGACCGCAUUGGCCUCUGAUCAGCAGGAGAAUGCUAGCCUGAAGGAAAAAAUCAAGCAUGCGAAUGCCGAAGUUGCUCGGCUCAAGCCAGCACUCGACAAGGCCCGCUCGGAGGCUCGUCAGCAGAAGGGGCUGGUUGCGAUCAACAAGAAACAGCUUGCCACUGUUGAGGGUGAGCGGGACAGGAUCCAAGGUGAAAUUGACGCCAUUGCUAAGGAAACACCGCAAUCUCCCGAAGGCUCACCAGCUCCCACUCCUGCUGUGGCUGAAGUUGCUAGCCCUGCUGCAUCUACGGCGAGCCAGAACACCAACCCUUUCUUCCGGCGCACCGCUACGGGCAGCUCGAGUGAUCAAGCUCGCUCGCCUGACGCUACCACUGACCAGCAGAAGGCAUUCGAUAACAUUUUUAGCCAACAUUUUGGCCCUCCUGCUGCUGCCGCACCGCCCACAUCAUUCCGCGCAGAGACCCCUCUGAACACCAGCAAAUCACCCGUUUCCUCAGGCGUCCCCACCCCUUCUGCAUCACCGGCCCCUGGGCCAUUGCCUGGUGCUUUUCCUGCUACUGAGCCUCCUCCUCCACCUUCACAGUCUCGUCAAUUCACUCCUGCAUUUCUCGGUAUCAGCGACAACCAAUCUGUGACCUCCUCCACCGUCGUGUCUCCCCCGGCCAGUCGCUAUGGUGGUCCAGAAGCCUCUGGUGUCGCAACCCCAUCCCAGUCGGCUAUUGGUGAACCGCUUGCUCCAUCUGCAACAGGGUCCAGUGACUAUAGCCGCGCUCAGGCAUCCACAGCCGAAGCAACGCCGGCCCGCUCUCCAUUUGACGAGUUACCCCCAGCUGUUCAGCCUGCUGUUGCAGCCACUGAGCAAGCCCCAGCUAGUGCCGAGGGCUCAGAAACAGCAAAAGAUUUGACCUUUGAUGAGUUGUUCGGUAGCAAGGCCCACAAGCGAUCUGAGUCCCAGAAGGAGAAUGACUUUGAAGAAGCCUUUGCCGCCAUGAAGCCAACCCACACUGGCGACCAGUCUAAUGGAGGCUUUGGAGCUGCUUCUAACUCUGAGUUCCCUCCAAUCCAGGAGGUUCACAAUGAUGAAGAGGAUAGUUCCGAUGAUGAAGGUCCUCUGGGAUUUGAUGACAACUUCACUGCGGUGUCACCUGGAAUCAAGAAGGAGGCGCAACAGGACUCAAUCGAUGCUUCUCAACUCGCAGCUUUCCCUUCCCCAGGAACAUCUAUUCCCACACCCCUUCCACCGGCGGAUGCUCAACCCAGCCCUCCCAAGUACGAGCCUGCUAACAAUGGCGAGGCCGGGGCUGUCCCAGAGUUCAGUGGAUUGCUCCCUGAGCGUGCAGACCCAACAGCUCCUGGUGACGCCCCUCACUCUGUUGAACACAGUACAGGGGCCCCGGUGGUUGGCAACGAACCGCAGCGGGACACCUCAGCUACUGCCCCAAAGUCCAACGUGCCUGAUUUCGAGGCCGCUUUUGCUGGCCUGAACCUGGCUCCAGCUAAGGAGGCUGAGGAUGAUGACGAUGAGCCCGACAACAAGGCCUCGGAAUUCGAUUUCUCCUUCGACUCCCCCUCCAACAAGCAUGGUGCAAACUCCAGCACCGAUGAUGCUGGUCACCCUGCUGGCUCGUCCGGGUUCUUCUCCUUCGACAGCAAUGCAACUACAUCGGCCGCUCCGGCCGUUGGCACCGCCCACGGGGGCAGCCCUGCGGCUGGAAAUCAUGACUGGGAUGCUCUUUUCGCGCCACUGGAUGGCGCGAAGCCCGCAACAGAAGAGCAUGCUCCCCCUUCAGGCCCCAAACCGCCUGGCUGGGCUCUGAACACUGACUCGGGAGAAGAUGAUCAAUUCCUACAACGCCUGACAGGCAUGGGUUUCCCAAGAGAAGCGUCUCUCUCCGCCCUCGAGAAAUUUGACUAUAAUCUCGACAAGGCAAUCGACUACCUGACUUCCAAGGCCUAA
Messenger RNA from Penicillium chermesinum, 3861 nucleotides. RefSeq names its product EF hand domain protein. The transcript has 6 exons. Gene Ontology annotation, biological process: endosomal transport; endocytosis. Gene Ontology annotation, cellular component: cytoplasm; plasma membrane. The coding region runs from base 1 to 3861 and encodes 1286 amino acids. Gene Ontology annotation, molecular function: calcium ion binding; protein binding. The record is from RefSeq and is a predicted model, not a curated record. Lineage: Eukaryota; Fungi; Ascomycota; Eurotiomycetes; Eurotiales; Aspergillaceae.